GUUACAGCCUCAGUCGGAAUUUGGAGGCAGGAGCACUGACUCGGGAAUGGUACCCAGCGGCCCAAUCGCAACAUUGCCCAACGCGCGCACGUAUGAAGGGUCGAUAUUCAUUAGCUUAGUAGACAGUAGAUAGCUUCAGCUCUCGCUUGCAAAGAAAGAUGAAGACACACAGCGCGGACGCCCUCACUCGGCGCCACUCGCUGCCGCUGGCACGGCCACGACCUCUCCGAGUGGCGGUCCGGUGUACCUCUGAAGCUCCCAAGCCUGCUCCUCAAACUGUGCGGGUGCAGUUCAGCGUGCACUAUCGGGCGCACCGCCAUCAAAUCCUUUGCAUCGGCGGUUCAGCGCUGCCCCUGGGCUGGUCGUUCCUCUCAAUCGCGAAAAUGCCCAUGGCAUGGAACGCCAAUGACAAGUGGACCUGCGAGGUCGAGUUCGCGCCAGGGCAACGGAUAGAGUACAAGUAUGUGGUGCUGGAGGAGCAGGAAUGGACAAACCUCGCGGAUAAGUACGCUCAGGGCUAUGUCGAGGUGCCCUAUCGGACCGUCGCGGACCCAGGGCGGGCUCCGGACCCUCGCGAAAUCGUGGCGAUGGCGAUUGUGGCCUGGCAGCCGGGGCCCAACCGCGUGCUGCACGUACCAUCGGAGGACGAAAUCAAGCGCCUGGAGACAAAGCCGGGGCCAGCACCUCGCGAACGCAACCAGGGAACAUUUGAAACGUUCACGAUCGACGACGGCGGGAGACCCUUGUUAGUGAAGGACGACGUGUGGGGCUGGCCUUGAGCGAGCCCCACACGCCUCGACGCGCCACACCUUAGCCAGCCACCCCGUGCAACCAGAUGCACGGGGUGGAGUUGGCGAGUGCAGCCAGGACUAAGCCUCAACCCCGCAUACAGCCUCAGAGCGCCCGGCCCGCACAGCUGCCUCUGCACAGCACGAUGCCUGGCGCCGCGCGGCCUCUGCUGACUGACUGCCAAAUGCAGUAUCUCGCAAACUCGCCGCUGCGGCACAUGCCACUGCGGCGGUUUCUCGGCUCUCCAUUGUGCCUUGACUAAAAUAAAUACAGCAUGUCGCGUUGGUCAAUGGGCGGCCGGGCGCGAGGCAGCUCAGGUGCUGGAAAUGCGUGCGGUGGGGGGUCUGCAGCAGCCACAGGAGCCUCUGUCCUUGGGGCGUGCAGUCAGUCCUGGCAGCAGCUCCGCUGAAGCAGCGUCAAGCAACCGUUCUGGAUCAGCCUCAUCCCCUCUAUUGCCGUCCCUGUGACGCCUCGGCCGCGCCCGACGCAAGCGCGUGCGGCGCGGUCGAAGCGCCUUACGCAAGCAGCACGAGACGACCUCGGAGUUCCGCCCUCAGCCCACGGCCGCCCCCGUGGCGAGGGAAAUUGUGAAGAAGCAAGGGCCAGCAGGAGUCGUCGAAGGUGGUGUUGAGCAGUGGUGGUGGUGGUGGCGGUGCGUGAAAAGCAAGGAGUUGUAGCCGAUGGAAGGGAAGGAAGCGUGCUUAAGGCACUGCAGCGUACGUGGAGCCCGUUGGGGGAGCUGUGUGCGUGCGGGUGAACAGGCAGGCACGCUACGCAUCCGACGUGGCUCCGGUCUUUGCACGCAGUGUCAGCACGCCGGUAGAGCUGUGGCAGCAGGGUUCUGGGGUGGCCAGCUGCAAGCCACAGCCCUUUCGCUUGUCUGUGAGGUGCCUGGAAAGUUAAGCACAGUUGUCAGCCAGCAAUCAGCGAAGAGUUACGCGUGUUGCCAGCCGGCGUGCGUUGGGAGAGUAAGCUCUGUGGUCAGCGCAUGUGGGUGCUCGGAGCUGGCGGCGUGAAGACUACUAGUAACAUAUAUUAUGUACAAUGCCUUUCAAGGAUCCAGAGAUUGAAUUGUGUGGUGAGGCCUGCUCGCGGGCUUGGUUUUUUCGGUGCGAUUCGCGUGUGCCUCUCGUCGCGUUUCGCUGCGCUCCGCUGCGGCGGCCUCGUUGCCCGCGUCCUUGAGAUGUGCGGUGCUGCGCUGAUAUGGCAGGGUGCCGAGAGGGCCUCAUGUGCCUGUCGCCCGCAUGCUGGUGUCUCCCGCUGCCGGCCUACGGGUAUUCCGGUGUUAAUGCGGAGACGAGCAGGUUCGGGAAGAAGUGCCGUACUUUGGAUUCCGCGCCUGCUGUGCGCGCCCUUUGCGUGUUUCUGUCUCGUAUCGUGUAUCUCUAAUUGUAAUUUCUGUGUGUGUGCGUGUUGCGUAUGUGUGGCUGUAUGUCUCCGAUGGUCAGUACUUGGCUGGUCUGGCUGGGCCCCGACCAAUUUUGUGCCCCUAGCACUUCGUUUUCGGGGCUGCGACGGGGACGACGCUGCGGUGUGCCCGCGCCCAUGUGUUGUUCACGUGGUUGAGGGUUUUUCCUGCAGCGCCGGUGGCUGCCAAUUUUGCGGUCGCGGGCUGCGCGUGUGGAUGCGAAUUGAUUCUGCCUCGAGAUUGCCGGGUUGCGCCUGCAACCGGCGACGGAACCUUGUAUGAAGUACACUGCGGAUUGUGUGAAGUAUUGAGGUGGUGGGCGCCCCUGCGGCUGACCUCUGGCACACACGCUGUAAUGCUGUUUUGCU
This is a messenger RNA of Chlamydomonas reinhardtii, 2565 nucleotides long. RefSeq lists its product as uncharacterized. The record is from RefSeq and is a predicted model, not a curated record. Lineage: Eukaryota; Viridiplantae; Chlorophyta; Chlorophyceae; Chlamydomonadales; Chlamydomonadaceae. The coding region runs from base 1470 to 1805 and encodes 111 amino acids. The transcript is spliced from 6 exons.